AUGGAAAAAAAUAUUUCCUUUGCUCUUGUGUAUCCAUCUCAGGGUUUCCAGGCCCUCACCCUGUGGCAGAAAGUCCAGUUAUUCUACCAAGGGAUUCUGGAAAAUGGAGACAAGAGGACAGACAACUGGCUGCUGGUCUACUCUCCUGUUCCAGUCGGCUGUAUCUUCCUGUGCUACCUGAUCAUUAUAUGGGCAGGACCGAAGCUGAUGGCGAAGAGGCAGCCAGUCAACCUCAAACCUGUCCUGAUAGUUUACAACUUUGCCAUGGUCUGCCUGUCUGCCUACAUGUUCUAUGAGUUCACAGCCUCUUCCUGGUUGGCCAGAUACAGUCUGCUGUGCCAGCCAGUCGACUACAGUGACAGCCCACUGGCCAUGAGGAUGGCUAGAGUGUGCUGGUGGUUCUACUUCUCCAAAGUCAUAGAGCUCAAUGACACUAUAUUUUUCAUCCUGAGGAAGAAGAACAGUCAGCUGACCUUCCUCCAUGUCUACCAUCACGCCACCAUGAUCUUCAACUGGUGGGCCGGGGUUAAAUAUGUGGCUGGCGGCCAGUCUUUUCUGAUUGGUCUGAUCAACUCCCUGGUCCAUGUAGUGAUGUAUUUGUACUAUGGUCUGGCAGCUCUGGGGCCGAGCAUGACCAAAUACCUCUGGUGGAAACGCUACCUCACCUCCCUGCAGCUGCUCCAGUUUUUCACAGUAACCAUCCACACCACCUACAACUUGUUUGCUGAGUGUGACUUCCCCGACUCCAUGAACGUGGUCGUGUUGGCUUACUCUCUCAGCCUCAUCGCUCUCUUCAGUAACUUCUACUACCACAGCUACCUUGCUGAGAAGAAGACCAAGAAGACAUAAGGAGCUGAGGAAAAAAAGCAUAUGCGAAGACAGAGAAAAGAGCUGAGAUAAAAGAAUGUGGAAACAAGGAGGUAACACGGAAAAGAGCGAAGGAGAUAUGACAUACAGUACUGUGUAUGAAAAUCAGUACAAACUGAG
Messenger RNA from Lates calcarifer (barramundi perch), 987 nucleotides. It is a transcript of the gene elovl8a, whose product is annotated as ELOVL fatty acid elongase 8a. Gene Ontology annotation, cellular component: endoplasmic reticulum membrane. Bases 1 to 849 code for a protein of 282 amino acids. Gene Ontology annotation, biological process: sphingolipid biosynthetic process; fatty acid elongation, polyunsaturated fatty acid; fatty acid elongation, monounsaturated fatty acid. The record is from RefSeq and is a predicted model, not a curated record. Lineage: Eukaryota; Metazoa; Chordata; Actinopteri; Centropomidae. The transcript is spliced from 8 exons. Gene Ontology annotation, molecular function: fatty acid elongase activity.